GAAUGCGAUCAACAAGAACCUCAGUGAGCAGCUGCGCAGCAUGGAAGAGUACCGCCAGAAGCAGGACGCAAUGGUCGUCUCGCUCCUCAAGCAGAAUGCGCAGCUCGAGGUGGAAGUCGGCACGCUUCGCUUUCGCAACCAAAGUCUGCUGGACGAACGUGCCGAUCUCGACAAUCGUCUACUCGUGGCCAAGCGGACCAUCGAAGGCAACAAGGGCCGCGACAACCACCGGUUCAUCGGCAUUACGGGCCUCGCGCGCGUCAUGCUGGAUACGUCCCAAAGCACCAUCGUCGACCCGUCCCAAGACAUGGUGUCGCACGGUGACUACGAGCGAUUCGUUUCAGAGCACAACGGAAUGGUCGAGCAACACCGGGCCGAGCUUGACAAACUGAAGAAGAAGCUCGCGGUGGCCGAAAACAAGGCUGCGCGCUUCAUGACGAUCCUCAACUCGGCGGUGGUCGAGGCCCAGGAAUACGCCCAAUCGAUGGCGAGCCCGAUGCUUGGGACGCCCCCCAACGAGAACGACACUCAGGAGUCGUUCGCUAACGAGAGCCACAUGCUGCAGUCGCCGCCUCACGGGAGCCAGACCCAGGAUACGGUUAUGGACGAGUAGACGUUUGCAUGGACGACUGCGACACUGGCGUAUGAAAUAGAAGCAGAAGUGUGC
This is a messenger RNA of Saprolegnia parasitica CBS 223.65, 667 nucleotides long. RefSeq lists its product as hypothetical. The record is from RefSeq and is a predicted model, not a curated record. The transcript has 7 exons. Bases 41 to 613 code for a protein of 190 amino acids. NCBI's taxonomy places the organism in Eukaryota, Oomycota, Saprolegniomycetes, Saprolegniales, Saprolegniaceae.